CGGGGGGCGCGGCGGGAGCUGCCGCCGCUGCCGGCACCGCAGCAGCGCGGUGGCGCGUCCGGCGAGGAGGAGAGGCGCGGAGCGGGCAGGACGAGACGAGACGAGACAAAACAAGACUCGCCUCUGGGCUGCCGCCUGGUGCCGGCCAGUGCGGAGCACGAGCACCUGUGCCCGCCGGCUCGUCGCAGGUGGCCGGCCGCGGGCAGGGGCCGGCCGCAGCCCCCCUGCCCUGAAUGAGCAGCGGGCGGGCGGGCUCGGCCGCGGCGGCCGGCGGUGGCUCUGCCCGUCUCCCCCAGCGCGGGGAAGUUGUUGCCCGCCUUCCAUUUUGGUGCAGCCCUCGCCUUCGGCCGGGGAUAUUCGCCUAGCUUUUGGUAUCCGAGAUAGAAGAUAUAAUGGGGAGAAAACUGGAUCUUUCUGGCUUGACCGAUGAAGAAGCAGAGCAUGUGCUUCAGGUUGUUCAGCGAGAUUUCAGCCUCCGUAAGAAAGAAGAAGAAAGGCUGAGUGAAAUGAAGCAGAAGUUGGAUGAAGAAGGUAACAAGUGCAGCAUCCUUUCCAAGCAGCAGAAGUUCAACGAGCACUGCUGUAUUCGCUGCUGUUCCCCUUUCACGUUUCUUAUCAACAGCAAGCGACAGUGCCAAGAUUGCAAGUACAACAUCUGCAAGAGCUGCAGUUCUUACCAGAAGAAGGAGAAGGCUUGGAUUUGCAGUGUCUGCCAGCAGGCAAGACUCCUAAGGACCCAAUCUCUGGAUUGGUACUAUAAUAAUGUGAAGAGCCGCUUUAAAUGUUUUGGAAGUGCCAAAGUCCUGAAGAACUUGUACAAGAAGCACAGACUGGAAAGCGGAGCUUGUCCUGAUAUAAUAGAAGGAGAUUUUUUUGAAGGAAGCUUAGAAAAUGAAGGAAGCAUUUGUGGCAGUGACUCUACAUUCUACAGACAGACAGAAGGACACAGCAUGAUGGAUACCCUUGCUGUGGCCUUACGUGUUGCAGAGGAAGCAGUGGAAGAAGCUAUUUCUAAGGCAGAGACCUACAGUGACAGUCUGGACAAGCAGAACGAGGCUUGUUAUUUGCAAGAACACAAGGAGGACCUCAUAGAAGAGCUGGCCACAACCAUCGUACAGAAGAUUAUAAAGAAGCAGAAAAGCAAAACUGAGCAGACUGAAGCUGACUUUGAAUGGCCACCAUCCAGGAGCAGUGGCCUGGCAUCUGUUGCUGUCUCCGAUCAGAGUAUGCUGACUUUUCCAGGGAGUCGCAGGGGGUCUUACACAUUAUGGAGGUCUCAGUCUGCAUUCUCCCUGGCUAGUGAAGACAUGCCCAGUAAAGGUCUAGACCCUGCAUCUUCUGUGACUGAGGCUCUUUGGAGGCAGCAAAAAGGACAAUUCAGGAAACAGAAGGAACGCAAGCUGUCUGCAUUACCCAGCUGGAAAAGUGUGGACAGGCUAAACGAAACAAAUCCGCCUCCAGUUUUUCAAAGCACUGAUGGAAACUGGGUAGCUUUGCAGAACGUCACAUUGCCUCGUCCUCGAAUGCUCGCUAAACCAAAGAGUCAAGUAUUCAAAGCUUUGGAGAAUGAAUCCAGCAUUGUGUCUGCAUAUGAUGAGAUGGGCUCAGACAGCGAGGAUGACUAUGACUGGAAUGUGGCCUUGAACAAGCUGCGUCGGAGACCUCGGCGAUUAUCAGAUGAUUUUUAUUAUACUGAUUCCCAGUACAAUACUGAAUGCGUUUAUGGCAAUGACCAAUAUCAGGCAGUAACCUCACCUUCCUCUGGAUUAUACACAAAUACUGAGACACUGUUCUCUGAUUCUGAAACAUCUUCAGUAAACUCUUCCCAGGAAGUGAAAGGACCUAGCAAACUUCUGUGGCUGCAGAGCAGAACUCAAGGUGAUAAGCCCAGAAUGGAAAAAAACCAUUUCCAUGGAGAGCUGGACGUGAAUUUUAAUCCACAGGCAACCAGCUUGGAGGAUUCGGACAGCAGUGAGCCUGGAGAAGUCCACUAUGAUUUAGAAAAGAGAUCAAGAUGGUGGAGAAAGAGCAAAAUGAUCUCUGAAGAAUUAAGUGAAGGAAAAAAUCACACAAAAACCAACAAGAAGAGUUUAAGCACAAGUCAGGAUUUUGAUGACUUAUCAGAAACAGAUAUAAGCAGUGAGGAUCAGCAUCAUAAAAUCAAGCCUGACCCUAUGGAAGAGGAGCUUAAAUCCAGGUUAUUUCAGCUUGCUGCUAAAAUGAGUGACAAGGAAACCUCUUCUGGUGAAGAACAAGAGUCAGAACCUAAAACAGAUCCUGAGAACCAGAAGGAGAGUUUGUCCUCAGAUGAAAAUGGCAAAAGUAUUCACGAGGAGUUAAAGAAGAAGUACUCUGCUGUCUCUCUCUGCAACAUAUCUACAGAGGUCCUAAAAGUCAUCAAUGCCACUGAGGAACUGAUAGCAGAGUCCACAGGUCCCUGUGAUUUCCCAGCUGACCUCCACGACAGCGGGACGGGGACAUUCCCGUUAGGGACCGACCCCGCCAGACUCGACGAGCAGCUCACCACACUGGAAGAAAACGUGUACUUGACAGCCGGCGCUGUGUAUGGUCUGGAGGGGCACCUGAACAGCCUGGAGGAUGCAGCACGGAAGAUCAGCAGUGUUACUGCAGAAUCGGAGCUGGCCGAGCUGGAAGAUCAGGUGGCCACAGCAGCCGCCCAGGUUCAUCACGCAGAGCUUCAGAUUUCAGAUAUUGAGAGCAGAAUAUCAGCUCUCACUGUUGCAGGCUUGAACGUGGCUCCAUGUGUUCGCCUGACAAGGAAACGGGAUCAAAAGCAAACAAACCAGAUGCAUACAAUAGACACAUCAAGACAGCAGAGGAGAAAACUUCCAGCUCCACCAAUAAAAGGUGAAAAAAUAGAUAGUUCUUCAGUAACCACUGUUAGAACAUUUAACAGAAACUUUAUGCUCCAAGGAUCUCUAACACAAAGAGCUAAAGAGAGGAAAAGCACUGCCAAGGACUUAAUGGAACCUGCUGUAGGAUCUGCUGUGAUGUACUAAACUAAUACAUCUCUACUGCCAAUAACACACUGCCUAAGGCUGUACACUAGAGUGCCUUUACUUAACAGCCAUUGUGUAUGUCCAACUGAAAAUGGACCCUCAAGAACCCACAAUGCCUCAGUUACAGGGCUUCGUUUGGAUACCUCACUGAGAAAGCUGUCCAAGUCUUCAGCAUUGUGGUCUGCUAAUGGAAACUCUGCCUUAAAGUUCUCACAAGACUCUAGAAAGGAUGCUGAGUUUCAAAAGCAAGGCUCCACAUUUUAAGAUGCACUUUUUCUCCCCAUCGAUUGUACUAAAGUAUGUCGUCUUUAAACUGCAGUAUGUUUUUGUACGCUUAGUCAUAAUUAUAGGCCAAUGUUUCAUACAAAAGAAAGAACAAAGCAGACCUGUGAUCCAUAUUUGCUGGCCUCUUACUAUUCAUGUAGGCAUCUGUCUUAUCGAGCAAUAAGAACAACUCUGUGCAGUGAGCACUGCUUUUCAGCUGCUCGGUGGGCGUGGAGAACCAAUGUACCUAACUCUGAUCCCCGGGAGUCAGUGGAAGUUUUGAGGAAGUUUGCAGGGUGAGGUUUGCAGGCAAAGACUUCUCUGUGCACUGAGGGUCCGUUUGGCAGAGAUGAUGUUCUAGCUCCAGAGCUAGCUAUUGGCAGCAGAGGGGAACAUGAAUGUCGUGUUGCACUGUGAAUUGAUAGUAAGCAGCACGUUGGAACCAGAGGUCUGUUGAGUUGUAAUCCUGGCAUCUGGGCACAUCUGAACAGUGUUGCAAAACUAACACUUUUGCAUGUCUUGUUAUUUUCAGCAGCAGCAUCUGCUUAGCAGCGCCCAACUACACUAUAGUUCAGAAUAAAGUCUGACCAAAUCUUUAAGAUUGGAAAAAGUAAAAUGAUUGUAGAUUAGAUCUCUGCAGACUUGCUGGUCAUUGUAGGGUGGGUGUGACCUGGAGGAGAUUCCCCUCUGCUGUUUCUUACCUUUUCUGAGGAGGAGGCAAAUUCAGGCAAAUGCAGCCUGGAUGUCUUUUCCUCUGCUCCUCUGUAGCCAACAUAGAGUAGCUGGGGAUUGUCGCUGGUGUCACGUGCACUCGCUGUGACUGAGCCACUGUGAGUUGGAUUGCGAUUAAUAAAAUUUCUUUUUUCACUUUUGAGUGCUUUAAAAGGUAAGCCAAACUCUGGAAAGCCCUUGGGAAGACUCAGUUAUAGAGUGUCCCCCUCCUCCUCUUUGGGGAGGAUCUUGCCAAUUUGUGUUGCUUUUUGCUCUAGGGAAUGCAAAGGAGGAAGGUAGAGGAGAUGAUAGGCCAGUGUAUCCUGUAUCUUAUAAACUGAAUGCAGAGUCGGUACCCAAAUGCAGACUGGGUUGAUGUGAAAUGUGCUAUGAAGGGGGAUAUGAGCUGACAAAUUCCCCCCCUCAGCGUUAAGGAGCUCUAGAUCAGAGAACACCUCCCUCUCGAUUGAGAUGUCUCUGUCCUUUUCCAGUCCUACCUAGAGAGCCCUGAGGAUACAGCUGUUUGACCUCAUGUCUUUUUUUGAGGAUGGUUACUAAAUUAUACAGAAAUUUCAAGAUAGGAAACACUGAAAAAUUUCUGACUGACUCCAAAAUAGUUUAUUCCAAAUUUUCAGUCCUUUUGGGAGAAGAGAGUAACCUGAUUUUCAGAAUUGGUGAUGAGCUCUCCUGAGGGUGAUGGGUACCAGGGGAUGAGGAGAGCCAGUCCUUUCCCUGUGCUGCCUCUGAAUGUUGCUUAGUAGAGUUUGUGUGUUUUAUCAUGCGGCAGGGAAGCAGCCCCCAUCUUCCCCCACCGCCUCGCGGCACCACUACACCUAGCCCCGUGGCACUCGGCAAGUCUGGAAACAGGACCAUCAAGUGCCUGUACCUGGGCAGACCUCUUGGCAGUUUGGGGCUGUGGAGAAGGGACAUGAGUAAAAUCUGGCAAAUUUCUUGACCAGGCUGGGAUUUGGUGGGGCAGGUAAGGAUCGGUUGGAUGGGAAAGGUGGAAAAAGAGUUCCAGUUACAAAUUUAUCAGCCACAUUUCAAUUUUAGCUUGUCACUAUGUUGGUGUCCAAUUAUAUGUAAGGAACUGUCAGAAUAAAUACAGCCAUCUUCCUAGGUACAAUACAAAAGCAUUGCUCUAUCUCCUCAAUGAAUUUCAAUCUGCCAAUAAUGUGACCCAGUAUGUUUGUUCUGGGUGAAAUUAUGCCUUCUCCUACUCCCAUACAACAUUAGUUCUCUUGAAUUGGUUUGCACAGAUGUGAGGGCAGAAUUCGGCCCACUCUGUUUAACAUAUGUAUACCUAUAAAAAUGGAUUUUAUUUAUAUAUGCAAUCCAGCAAAGGAGAUUAAACAGAGUAGGAUGCCUAGUAAGUUUUUGCUAUUCAGUCUCCUCCUCCCUUGACUUUUCUCAUGUGUGUAUACAAUACAUCCCAGGUUUUGGUUUUUGCAGGUAUGCGUGUUAUGAAAUGUCAUUAAUGGUGGUUGGUCUACAUAUUCGUCUAAUAAUAUUAACUAAUAUUGUGUAUGUAAUAUCAAUGCAGAAAUGACUAAUUUUAAUAGAAUAACUCUUUGGCUUUUGUUCUGUUAGUGUGAUUUAAACAAAGUUUGGAAUAGGAUGUUUUCCAUAAGAGGCAUGAAAAGCAACUAUUAUUGUGUUACAAUGUUAAAAUACUCAGUCUUUGACAGAAAAAUGUGUACCUGUGUAGCCAUUGCAAAAAAAAGAAAAAAAGAAAAAAAAAUCCCACCUGCUAUAAGGCAUUUGAAUUUUUACAAAUGUUUAUUGUGCCAAAUAUGUGCAAAGAUAUAAUUUACUGUUUUAAAAAAAUCAUAAAAGCAUAUGUUAUAGCACACAAAGAAUUAUUUUGUCAUCAAGUGAUUUCAAUCUUUAGUGUUAAUAUUUAUAUUUAGAUUAAUUUUUAUAAAUGAAAAUAUUUUAAUGGGUAAAAUGAAGACUAUAUGAUCUAUUUGAUUAAGUCUGAGUGAAUAUUAAGCUUGCCUUGUUGUUGUUAUCUGCAUACUCACCAAGAAUUAUUGUCAAGAGAAAUUAUAAAAGAGAGUAAAGCAAUUUAUGGAAAAGAAUGCCUUUUCACGGACUUGAUUCAUAAAGAAAAAACAAAAGUUA
Dromaius novaehollandiae (emu) is the source of this 6119-nucleotide messenger RNA. RefSeq names its product myosin VIIA and Rab interacting protein (gene MYRIP). Lineage: Eukaryota; Metazoa; Chordata; Aves; Casuariiformes; Dromaiidae. Gene Ontology annotation, cellular component: cortical actin cytoskeleton. Gene Ontology annotation, biological process: intracellular protein transport. Gene Ontology annotation, molecular function: myosin binding; actin binding; small GTPase binding. The coding region runs from base 393 to 3020 and encodes 875 amino acids. The record is from RefSeq and is a predicted model, not a curated record. The transcript has 17 exons.